Solanum lycopersicum (tomato) is the source of this 767-nucleotide messenger RNA. The record is from RefSeq and is a predicted model, not a curated record. Lineage: Eukaryota; Viridiplantae; Streptophyta; Magnoliopsida; Solanales; Solanaceae.
AUUCCUCUAUAUUUUACAUACCAAGAACUUGUGAAAACACAAAAAUUAAAAAAUAGAAACACUUAAAUUUGAGUUCAUAAGAAAAAAAAUAUGGCUAAGAUGAUAUUUUUAUUUGUUGUUUGCUUAGUAUUAUUUGCUUCUAUUAAUGUUAGUGCCAAUUUUAUGGACACUUUUCUUGUUAUUGGGAAAGUUUAUUGUGACACUUGUCGUUGUGGCUAUGAGACUUCUGCCUCCAAGUAUCUUCCUGGAUCGAGGGUUAGAAUCGAGUGCAAGAAUAGGGACACUAACGAUUUGGCAUACACUGUUGAAGGUGUUACAAACUCUAAAGGAGAAUACAAGAUACUUGUGAAUAGUGAUCGCCGCGAUGAAUUUUGCGAUGUCGUCCUCAUUAGAAGCUCUGAUCCAAUGUGCGCGGAACCCAACACGGGCCGUGAUCGCACCCGUGUUGUCCUCACUAGCAACAAUGGCAUGGUAUCUAAUACUCGCUUCGCUAAUUCCAUUGGGAUUCCUUUAUAAUGAGCCUCUUGCUAGUUGCACAAAAAUCCUCAAACAAUAUGAAUUUUCAGAAGAUCAAUUUUAAAUUAUUAUUAUUAUUGUUGUUGUUGUUUUUAUGCCUUUACUUUAGAGUAAUUGGACCAAUUACUGAUUUCGGUCUUUAGCUCAGUAAUUUCAUUUGGCAUUGGAAAUUUUAUAGGGUGUCCUAUUUUCUUAUUUAACAUUUAAGGUCUCAUCUAUUUUUAUUAAGAUUAAGAUAUUUGGAUGUUCAA